GAAUUCAGCGCACCACGCGCAGAAGCGAACGAGCCAGGCAGCAAACUCGGCGUUGGACGAGCAAGAACCUCCUCCACGCUGACAAACCACGGCGAUUUUUAGCUGGACGAAUCAUUCAGAACUCGACGGAGGUGGAGACAUUGAGUGAGCGAACAGUGGGGCGAAGACCAGCUGACCGAAAGCCUUUCUGAAAAUCACGGAACACUUCAUUUCACUGCGUUGCCGUUGGAACUCAGCGGUCAGCCAAAUGAGGAUCAUUCGGUCCAGAUUGAUUUUGUUCUCAUUCGGAUGCUCUUGAAGAUAUUUUGAGGCUACCGCGCGGAUCGUGAAGAGCUCUCCGAAACGCGACGUCGAUCAGUUCAAGUCGACAUACCCACUGGAAGUAGCUUUGCCGACUGAAUUUGAAAAACGCUGCUCGCAUUAAGACGCUUCCAUCAAAAGCCAGCUACCAUGGCGGUCGAUGUUUGGGCAAUAGCCGUGACAUUUCUUCUGAUUGCUCACGCUCUACCUGGUAUUGAGUCGAAUAAAUUGGUAGUGUCUCAAACGCCAGCUUCAAUUCGUGUAGUUGAAGGCGACAACGUGAAUCUGAGCUGCUAUUUUCAAGCACAAGGGGUAGCAAGUUAUACGUGGCACAAGGAUUGCUGCCUCCUGGAUUUCAAGUCACAGCAAUACAACAAAAGAACAGUAACACCCGAUGCGGAUCGAUUUAAGUCCAAAGGCGAUGCAUCAAUCCAGAUUAAGAACAUGUCGUUGCUAGACGCUGGAAUAUAUCGUUGUAAUAUCGAUGCCAUGGGGAGAGGAAAAGGCGCUGGAUCUGGCACUGAGGUCAUUGUGCAUGAGAUAUGCGGAAAUGCAAACCAAGCAACAAGCUCCCUGCCUGAAUGGAUGUGGAUUGCAGUCACGGGUGGAGGAGCAUUCUUGAUUAUUCUGCUAUUACUUGUAGUAAUCGGAGUCCUCGCUCGACGUAAUAAAGCUUACGCGGCACUUGUUAGGGAAUGCUCGUCUUUUGAUUCUGCAAAAGAACCAAUAGCAGCGCCAAGAAAGAGAAUGACCGACCAUCCCAACCAUCAGGACGCCUAUUUGCAUUGCCACGGUGGAGAGAGCGCGCCGAAGAGAAAGCGCCCCCCACAUCCGGGACGGAAUGUGCAGUAGUUGUCACCAUGUACGUUGCCGGAGGAUUAUUAUUUCUUAAGACGUUCACCACCUUCCAUAAUCAAACAAACCAGAAGAUAAAGAGGCUACCAUUUACAAAUCGGAUCGUUUUAGUGGCAAAACAAGUCUUAGAUCUCCGAUGAAGGAUAUGUGUCAAAUGAAGAUAGACACAGAAUGUCAAAGUCAAAGUCAGUUUUAUUCAUCACAUACACCCGAAGGUGCAGUGAUGUGAAUUUGCCAGCAGUGAUACACUUAAAAAGAACACACAUUACCCAAUAAAAUUUAAAACAAACAAACAUCCCCCACAGUAUGCUUCACUGUGGUGGAAGGCAACCCAGUUCAGACAGUUCUCCGCCACUGUUCACCCGUGGUCGGGGCCAUGACCUGAAUGCUGGAGUCACAAGUCAGCGGGCCAGGCAACAUAUCUGGAGAGAAGGAAUUGGUGACGUUUCGGGCGGAGAGUCUUCUUCCCUCAGGCUGAGGAAGAGUCUCGGCCCGAAACGUCACCCAUUACUUGUCUCCAGAGAUGCUGCCUUUCCCGCUCAGUUACUCCAGCAGUUUUGUGUCUAUCUUCGGUUUAAACCAGCCUCUGCAGUUCCUUCCUAUACGUGUGUGACGUGAAAAUUGCUGAGUUUAUUACCGAUUUCAUCAUUACUCUUCAUGCCAGUUCACCUGUUGUCCAGAAUGAAAUGGAAAUCUGUAAUAAAAACACAAAGUGCUGUAAAUUACAAAUAUCUCCGAAGGCCCGGUAGCAAAAGGGAGCCAAGCGGUCAGGUUGUGGUGUGAGGGUUCUAAGCUAAGGCUCGUGAUUGUCUUCCGCAGAUGCUGCCCGACCUGCCGAGGUUUUCCAUCGCUUUAGAAACAUAGAAAAUAGGUGCAGGAGGAGGCCAUUCGGCCCUUCGAGCCUGCACCGCCAUUCAUUGUGAUCAUGGCUGAUCACCCACAAUCAGUAACCCGUGCCUGCCUUCUCCCCAUAUCCCUUGAUUCCGCUAGCUCCUAGAGCUCUAGCUAACUCUUUCAAAUCCAUCCAGUGACUUGGCCUCCACUGCCCUCUGUGGCAGAGAAUUCCACAAAUCCACAAGUGAAAACGUUGUUUUUCCCAUCUCAGUUUUAAAUGGCCUCCUCUUUAUUGUGC
Leucoraja erinaceus (little skate) is the source of this 2287-nucleotide messenger RNA. Its product is annotated as natural cytotoxicity triggering receptor 3-like. Bases 451 to 1152 code for a protein of 233 amino acids. NCBI's taxonomy places the organism in Eukaryota, Metazoa, Chordata, Chondrichthyes, Rajiformes, Rajidae. Gene Ontology annotation, biological process: immune response-activating cell surface receptor signaling pathway; positive regulation of natural killer cell mediated cytotoxicity. The transcript has 8 exons. The record is from RefSeq and is a predicted model, not a curated record.